AUGAAUGAUAAAAUUAGAACACUUCUAAUAGAACACGGACCAGAACAAGGUAAAAAUUCAGAUUUUUCCUAUUCGGAAAAUUUUCAGCAAAGAAAAUUUUCAGCAGAUUGGUUUUUUAAAACACUCCCAAAUGGAGAUAAAAUUGAACGAAAUCCUAAAACCGGAUUUAAUGAUUGGAGAAAACUUAGUCCGAGAAUUCCUGACCACGAAAACACAUUUGAUCAUAAAUCUAAUGUCUUUACAUGGAAAAGUUUUGAAAAACGUUUAAGAGAAGGGAAAACAAUCGAUAAAGAAUUACAAAAAGAAAGUUCCAGUAAUGAUAUUACUAAGUCUAAUUGUUGCAUUUUUUUAAACUUGAUUGAACUAAUAAGUAGUUACAACCCUAUUAUUGCGCAACAUUUAUCAAAUUCCAAUAGAAGAACUACUUAUUUAUCAAACAAAGUUCAAAAUGAGUUCAUUUGCUUACUUGGUAAUUCUGUCAGAGGAAAAAUAAUUUCUAAUAUCAAAGAAGCUAAAUAUUAUUCUAUAAUUUUUGAUUCAACGCCCGACAUUUCACAUAAAGAACAAAUGACUCAAAUUGUUCGUUAUGUAGCUGAAUCCAAUGAUAAAUAUAUAAUUGAGGAAAGUUUUAUCGAUUUUAUAACUACAACUAAAAAAACAGGGCAAGGGUUAGCUGAAGAAAUUUUAAAAAAACUUUCCGAAGAUGGAUUAGAAUUUAAAAAUUGCCGUGGUCAAGGUUACGACAAUGGUGCCAACAUGUCUGGAAAAAUUAAAGGUGUCCUAUCUCGAUUACAGGAAAUAAAUAAAUAUGCACAAUAUGUCCUUGUACCGCGCAUAGUCUAA
Myzus persicae (green peach aphid) is the source of this 843-nucleotide messenger RNA. RefSeq lists its product as uncharacterized. NCBI's taxonomy places the organism in Eukaryota, Metazoa, Arthropoda, Insecta, Hemiptera, Aphididae. The transcript is spliced from 3 exons. The record is from RefSeq and is a predicted model, not a curated record. The coding region runs from base 1 to 843 and encodes 280 amino acids.